AUGUGGAAUAUGUCACGGCAUUCGGGAUCAAUGACGAAUCAGGCGGCUUAUAUCGAGAUUCAGAGCAGAAUUUGGAAGCUUCUCUGCAUGAGGACGUAUUUUGGUGGCGGCAAGGUGAAGAAAGACUCUUCAGCCAUCACUUACACGAACAGAACAGGGGGGAGAGACUGUCUCAUCCGACGCUUCCUUGACGUAAUGCUGCCCGCUGCUGUGGAGGAUAUACGGAAAGGAGAUCAGCACACAAUGACUCACCGGACCAGAAUCUCCGUAUGGAUAAUGACAUGGACUCUCCAUAUCAAGGUAUACGCCCGAACAAAGGCCAGCGUGGAUGAACGGGACACUGUCAUUUCCAGGCCCAGCAGGAUGUCAUUUGGGUAUGUGCCUCUGAACGAUAUCGCCAGCAACCAUGUUAUGCCGUGUCAGUCUAUGUACGUACUUAGCUGGCAAGUAUGA
Molecule: messenger RNA, 453 nt
Organism: Fusarium verticillioides 7600
Lineage: Eukaryota; Fungi; Ascomycota; Sordariomycetes; Hypocreales; Nectriaceae
Exons: 4
Coding region: 1-453 (150 amino acids)
Source: RefSeq, a predicted model, not a curated record